AUGGAUAUCAGACAACGCAUUAUAGCCGUUCCUCGGCGACUUCUCUUCGAUCGCGACUACUUUUGGUAUCUUGCUUCCCUGUUACUCAUUGGCGAGCUUGUAUUCAAUGGGCUGAUCAUCAACAAGGUCGCGUACACUGAAAUUGAUUGGGUGGCCUAUAUGCAAGAGGUGAAAGGGUUCUUGGAUGGUGAGCGAGACUACAUGCAGUUGCGAGGAGAUACUGGACCUCUCGUGUAUCCAGCAGGAUUCGUCUAUGUGUAUUCAGCACUCUAUCAUCUUACGGAUCUCGGCAACAACAUUCGACUUGCUCAAUACGUAUUUGCAGGCAUUUACGUUGCAACACAGGCCGUUGUUUUUGCCAUCUACCAUCAAUCCAAAAAGAUCCCGCCUUAUACGCUUAUUCUUCUUUGUAUCUCCAAACGUCUCCACUCCAUCUACGUCCUUCGAUGCUUCAAUGAUCCCGUUGCCAUGCUUUUCAUGUAUUGUUGUAUAUUAGCAAUGAUUCAUAGACGUUGGCUUGCAUCCUGCAUAUUGUACAGUGCAGCUUUAUCCAUCAAGAUGAAUGUGCUUUUGUUCUUUCCAGCAUUUGGUGUGUUAUUAUGGCAAUCGCUUGGUGCAUGGUCAACCCUUUUCUAUCUUUGUGUGAUUGCUGGUAUCCAGGUGGGAUUGGCAUACCCAUUUUUGACAACAUACCCCGGAUCCUACAUGGCUCGUGCAUUUGAGUUUAGCCGUGUAUUCGAUUAUCGAUGGACUGUGAAUUGGCGCAUGGUGGAUGAAAAGGUGUUUGUAUCCAGAGAAUUUGCCAAUGCAUUGCUACUCGGUCAUCUCAUGGUUCUGUUCCUGUUUGUGGCAUUCGUAUGGUGCAAAGGACAUCUUAUUAGGGUGUUUAUUGAUGGAUUUCAGAACAAACGGAGGAUUAUCUCGGUUGACGAAAUCAUUAUCACCAUGUUUACAUCCAAUUUCAUUGGCAUUGUCUUUGCAAGAUCGUUACAUUAUCAAUUUUAUUCAUGGUACUUUCAUUGUCUUCCCUAUCUUUUGACAAGGAGUGUACCUGGCAAAUCCUUAUCCAAGGCAGUAAUAAGGACGAUCGUGUUGAUAAUCAUUGAGUUUUGUUGGUUGACGUUUCCAUCCACUGAGGCAUCCUCCUGGUCGUUAGUAACAGCACACGCUUUAAUUCUGGUCGGGCUUUUUGUGGGUACAAACGAAUAA
This is a messenger RNA of Lichtheimia ornata, 1209 nucleotides long. RefSeq lists its product as uncharacterized. The transcript is spliced from 8 exons. The record is from RefSeq and is a predicted model, not a curated record. Gene Ontology annotation, molecular function: dol-P-Man:Man(5)GlcNAc(2)-PP-Dol alpha-1,3-mannosyltransferase activity. Lineage: Eukaryota; Fungi; Mucoromycota; Mucoromycetes; Mucorales; Lichtheimiaceae. Bases 1 to 1209 code for a protein of 402 amino acids. Gene Ontology annotation, cellular component: endoplasmic reticulum.